CCAAUUAAAUUAGUUAAAUUUAAUAACAAAUAAAAUAUCGAGGGUUCCAUUGUUAAUAUAUAUAAUUAAAAGGACUUUAUUGCAAUACCACUCUUCUUCUCUAGUAGCAACACGGACAAGUUUUUCCCCCAAACUGAUUCGAACCCUAAACCUAAUCCUCCAACCUCAAAAUCUCAAUUCCCCGCCAAAGUAAAAGAAAAAAAAAAAAAGAAAAAAAAGCCCGAUCAACCGCCACCACCUUGCGGCUGUAUGCGCAUAUUCGCCGCCGAAUGGACGCCGUAGUCCACUCAGCCCUCGAAGAAAUAUGCUGCGAAGCGGCGAAAGGACUCCACCUCCGCGACCUCUGGCCGAAACUCAGCCCAUAUCUAGCUUCCAAGGGGCUGCCCCUCUGCCCGAACGUGAAGCGGGCAGUAUGGGAGAAUCUAGCCGAGAUUCCGGGGCUCAAACUCGAGGCCUACGGCGGAGUAUCUUCGUCCAACUCUACGGUGGAUUUGAUCAAGUGCACAGUUGAAGAGUGCGAAAAGAUGAAUGUCAAAAUCGUGGCUCCCGAAGGGAUGAGGAAGAGUUUCCUCGGAAUUUACGAAAUGGAGGCGUCGGAAUCCGGUUUGUCCGAUACUCAACGUAUCAUUCUCGAACGCCUCGCGGCUGCUCGGAAAAAUGGAAUUGCACAAAGCGAGCUUGCUAAGGAAUUACGCAUUGCAGCAAAUAAUUUAUUCUACCAGCUGAAGAAACUUGAAAUCCAAGGAAUGAUUGUGAGGCAGCCGACUGUUAUUCGGACGAAACAGGCCUCACACAACGGCGAGCCGAAAAAUGAUUCCAUUGUGUCCACCAAUAUGCUGUUUUUAUGCCGUUACGCAGAGCAUUUUGGCUGCCAACAGAGACUUGAAAUCACUAAGGAAGAUAAACUCUCGAUGGAUAGGGAGGUUGCAGAUGCUCGUACUGAAACUGGUGAUGAUUAUGGUAACGAAAUCGCAAAAGAUGAUGUACUUGUCAAAGAUUUUCUACCUCAACUUAAAGCCAUAUGCGAUAAACUUGAAAAGGUUCAUGGCAAGGUUCUGGUUGUCUCAGAUAUAAAACGAGAUCUGGGUUAUCGAGGAACUUCUGGCCACAGACUUUGGAGAAAUGUAUUUCACAGGUUGAAAGAAGCUCGAGUGGUAGAAGAGUGUUUUACAAUGAUAAAAAAAAAGGAGGUCAAUUGUAUACGUCUACUUCAAAGUUUUUCACCAUCACUUUUUGAGCCAAAACUUAAUGGACACGGGCAUGAUGAUAUAGAGACGGAACAGUCAACAAAUUUGUUGAAGAGAGGACAAAUUACAGAACAACUUGUAGAGAUUCCUGUUUUGCGUCAGGUCUAUGACAUGAUUGAUGCUGCAGGAUCAAAAGGGUUGACCAAUACAGAAGUCUGUAGAAGGCUUGGACUAUGCAGUAAGGAGUACCACAAGCGAUACUUUAAACAAAUGAUCUCUAGGUUUGGAUUGCAUUUGCAAUUGGAAAGCCAUCACAGAGGUGAGGUCUACCGAGUCUGGACAGCUCGUAACUACAAUCCUGAAUCAUCCAAUAUGGGGCCCGUUGAAAGAGAAACAGUUAUGCAGGAAGUCGAUGAAAAAGAAAGAGAAACAGUUGUGCAGGAAGUCAAUGGAAAAGAAAGAAACACAGUUAUGCAGGAAGUCAAUGAAUCUAAUUCACUUGUUCCUAACUUCCACGAGAACUUGUCUCAGCCUCUGCAGGUGCUAGAUACUUCUAUUCCUGUGGGGAAGCAAGAUAACUUAUCUCAGCCUCUACAGUCGCUAGAUACUUCCAUUACUGUGGGGAAUAUAAGCGGGAUCAACCAUAGUGAAAAUGAUGCAGCAGUCAUAACAGAAGGUUCCAAUGGUAAGACUAUGCAUGAUGAGAGCUCUAGUACUGUACUUUUACAAUGCAAUCCGAAGAGUUCUGAUGUGGAAGUAUGCAACGAAGCCCCUGAUUCAGCAGUAUUGCAGGACAGUAAAUUAGUAACGAACUGUAAUAUGCUAGUACCACGUUCUUCUGAUGCUGUACCACCUACCAGACGUCGAUCGUAUUUGAGGUAUCCCCGUCUUACUGUAGGUGCCAUCAGCUCACAGAGGGAGCAGCAUAUACUCAAAAUGUUGCAGGAGGAGAAGUUCCUCAUAAAGCCUGAGCUCCACAGACGUCUUGAGAGUCUUGAGAAGGAAAGAAACACAAUGAUGGACCGGAAGACCUUGGAACGUAGUCUGAACAAACUUCAGCAAGAUGGGCAUUGUAAAUGCAUCCAUGUGAGUGUCCCAAUCGUGACAAACUGUGGCCGCAAUAGGACAACAGAAGUGGUUCUCCACCCAUCUGUUUAUAGUGUACCACCUGAACUAUUGACGCAAAUUCACGAUAAGAUGAGGUCUUUUGAAAUUCAAGUGCGGAAGCAAUCUUAUACUCGGCAAAAGAAGGUCGAAUCAGCUCAGAUAUUGGAGAACGUGCAGAGAAUUCCAAGUAGAGCAAAGUUGGAUGUCCAAUUAGAGAGUGAUGAAUCACUGCGCGCUAAUGGGGUUGUACUUGCAAAAAUGGUUCGAGCAAAGCUUCUUCACACCUUUCUUUGGGGUUGGAUCUGCAAUUCUCCUGGUUGGGAUGAUGCAUUAUCCUCUGGGAACCAUUCUUAUGACGUGAAAAAUCUACACAGCAGUUGUAAGUUGUUUGAGUUAGAUUUGGCCAUUAGGUCCAUGCCGCUUGAUUUGUUUUUACAAGUAGUAGGUUCUCCUCAAAAGACCGAGGAUGUGGUCGAGAAACGUAGAACUGGUUUGCUUCUUUGUGAUCUUUCUCUGGAGGAAUACAAAGCCGUUACAGACACUCGAGCAACUGGACGCUUAUCAUGUCUAAUUGAUAUAUUACGCCGUUUGAAGUUGAUUCGACUAGUGAGGGAGGGCCAUGCCGAAGAUGGAGCCAGCAGUGCACAUGCUAUUCUUACAAAUGCAUUGGAACUUAAACCUUACAUCGAGGAACCAGUCUCAACUGUUGCACCAUCUGGUUCCGUUUUUUCUCAUCUGCGCCCUCAAGUGAGGCAUGACUUUGUUCUUUCGAGCAGAAAAGGUGUUGAUGAAUACUGGAAUACGUUGGAGUAUUGUUAUGCUGCAGCUAAACCAAGAGCUGCUUUGUUAGCAUUUCCUGGAUCUGUAGCCCAUGAGGUAUUUCAUUCCCGAUCUUGGUCAUCUGCCUCAGUUAUGACAGCUGAACAUCGAACGGAACUUCUAAAGCGGGUCACAGAAGAUGACCGGAAGAAAAGGCUAUCACUCAGUGAGUGUGUUAAGAUUGCUGAGGAUCUUAAUUUGACCCUGGAGCAGGUUCUUCGUGUCUAUUAUGACAGGCAGCGGCGAAUGACUAGAUUUAAGAGAGUUUUGGAUGCCGAAGGUAAGGAGCUUCAGACAGUCAAAGGCAAACACAUUGCAUCUUCACGUAAAAGAAAACGAAAUCCAGAUAGAAUGUCGUCAAAGCUUGUAAAAGCUAGUGUUGCAGAUUCUGAUAACCAAUUUUCUGUGGAGCAACAUUCUUGGUUAACUGCUUCUGAAGAUUAUGAUUACCAGUUGCAGAGAUAUUAUCUUGGUUACGACAAGGGCGCAGAGUUGCUAAAAGAAGAUGAUGAAGUCCAUCAUAAGCAAGCCUUAUCAAGGUUGAAAUCGGCACGUCAGAAAAAGUUUUUGUGGACAGAAGAGGCUGAUAGACAAUUGGUGAUUGAAUAUGCAAGACACCGAGCUGCUCUGGGGGCAAAAUAUCAGGGUGUAGACUGGGCAUCGCUUCAAAAUCUUCCAGCGCCUCUUCAGAGCUGCAAAAGAAGAAUGGCAUCAUUGAAACGUUAUAUCCCUUUCAGAAAAGCUCUAAUGAAAUUAUGUAACAUGCUUGCAGAACGUUAUAGACAAUACCUUGAGAAGUUUCAGAGCAAGACGUUAAAUCCUGGGGAUCCGAGAAAGAUGGUUCGUGAUACUGCAUCUGAGAAAGAUAGUUUCUGUUCUUCAGCUCCUAUGUCUGAGAAUUGGGCUAACUUCGAUGAUAGUGUUAUCAAGGUAGCACUUGAUAAUGUUUUAAGAUACAAAAAAAUGGCGAAAUUGGACACCGUGCAAGAUACUUCUUCAGACCAUGAAGAUAUCGAGGACGAUGUCUUUGAGGGUUUUGAUGGGAAAGUUUCUGGUCAAAGAUCAAGCGCCCAGCAUCUUUCGAGAAAAUAUAUGAAGCUAUUAAGUAAAGGUGCAAGUGUUGGCAAAUGGAUGCAUGAAUCGGUCGCAAUUGCAAAUGCUGCAGAGCUAUUUAAGUUAAUCUUUCUAAGCAACUCGAUGGCUCCGGAGGUCUCAACUUUCUUGGCCGAAACUUUGCGUCGUUACUCUGAGCAUGAUCUGUUUGCUGCUUUUAACUACCUGAGAGAGAAGAAGAUUAUGAUUGGUGGCAGCAGUAAUAGUCCUUUUGCACUAUCACAGCCCUUCUUGCAAAGUAUUUCUUCUUCCAAAUUUCCCACAGAUACUGGAGAAAGAGCUGCUAAGUUUUCUAGCUGGCUUCAUGAAAAACAAAAGGAUUUGAUGGAAGAAGGCAUUGAUGUUCCAUUGGACAUGCAAUGUGGUGAAGUUUUCACUUUGUGUACUCUAGUAUAUUCAGGUGAAGUGUCGAUUACGUCAUGCUUACCCAGUGAAGGUGUUGGAGAGGCAGAAGAUUACAGAACUUCCAAACGUAAAUGGGAUGGUAGUGUAUCUGAUUGUGCUGAAAAUUCCAAAAAAUCAAAGACACCAUUUACUGGUGAGGGUGAGCUGAUUGCUCGCCGAGAAAAAGGCUUUCCUGGUAUAACGUUAUGCUUGCACCGUGAAAAACUUCCAAGAGGGCUUGCUAUUGAUUCAUUUAAAGACGAGGACAUGUACACAACACCACCUUUUGGUGGAAAUGAUCAAAACAAUACUUUAUCAGGUUUGGAUGAUCAAUAUGGUUCAUCUGAUUGUGUGGGAGAAAUUCUCGACUCUGGGAAAACUAUCAAUCCUGCAUCUGAUGUGAGUGAAUCACCAUGGGAAGCUAUGACCACCUACGCUGAAUAUCUGAUGUCUUCGUGUGCUUGUGAAGUAAAAAAUCCGUUUCAAUCCGGCUUAUUCAAAACUCUUUAUUCAGCCAUUCAGAAGUCUGGUGACAAUGGUUUGAGCAUGAACGAUAUUCGCAAAGUUCUGAACAUUGACGACGAGAAGAUGUUAGAAGUUAUAAUUGAGGUGCUUGGAGCAUUUGGACGAGCUUUAAAGGUCAAUGCUUAUGAUUCCAUCCACAUAGUUGAUUCUUUGUAUCGAUCCAAGUAUUUUUUGACCUCCGUAAGUGACCGUGCUGGUGAUCUUCGUAAAAGUCAACAUAUAAAGAUUGAGGAUGAGAAUGUGCCUCUUAAUAAUACUGAUAAUCAUGGAGAGACGAAUGCUGCCUCGGAGAAUGAGAUUAACAUGCAUUCUCAUGAAGUGCACAGAGUCACAAUUUUAAAUCUUCGUGAAGAUGUAGCCGAUCCUGUCCCUGAAAUAUUGGCCAAGUAUAAGAUCACAGGCUAUCAGAAAUCUGAAGCUGCUCCUCCCAAAACGAGUAGAAUUGAAAACUCGGAAUUCUACUCUGCUAGUCCGCUGAUAUGUCGGCCUUUGUUACCAUGGAUGAAUGGAGAUGGUGUAGUAAAUGAACUUGUGUACAAGGGGCUCGUUCGUCGUGUUCUUUCUAUUGUGAUGCAGAAUCCAGGAAUAUUAGAGGAUGGCAUCAUCAAGCAGAUGUCUGGUCUGAAUCCUCAGAGCUGCAGGCAAUUGUUAGAGAUAAUGAUUAUGGAUAACCACAUCAUUCCACGUAAAAUGCAUCAGAUGACAUCGGGUCAGCGUCCGUCCAUUCUGGGUAAUCUUCUUGGUAACAAGUUUAGAAAACCAAAGUCGAUACUUCGAGUUCAUUAUUUCGCAAAUUCAACGAGCACACACUUGUUGUAAUGGAAGCUUCGGCAAAAUCAGCACAAGUCGCGGUCGGAGGUUGAAGUUAAACCAAUGAAAAAUACACGUUGUAGAAUUAACAUUCGUGACUUGGCUAUUGUUCUUAGGUUAUUUAUGGAAGGAAUCGGUUAUUUAUUGGUCGUUGGUUAUUUUUGUUCCAUAUUUCAACAAUUACAAAAUUUUCAAAUAUUUUCGAAUCAAGUUUCGGAAAA
Erythranthe guttata (spotted monkey flower) is the source of this 6166-nucleotide messenger RNA. RefSeq names its product B-block binding subunit of TFIIIC. Gene Ontology annotation, biological process: transcription initiation at RNA polymerase III promoter; 5S class rRNA transcription by RNA polymerase III. Gene Ontology annotation, molecular function: DNA binding. The record is from RefSeq and is a predicted model, not a curated record. Gene Ontology annotation, cellular component: transcription factor TFIIIC complex. NCBI's taxonomy places the organism in Eukaryota, Viridiplantae, Streptophyta, Magnoliopsida, Lamiales, Phrymaceae.